Molecule: messenger RNA, 890 nt
Organism: Sesamum indicum (sesame)
Lineage: Eukaryota; Viridiplantae; Streptophyta; Magnoliopsida; Lamiales; Pedaliaceae
Product: EKC/KEOPS complex subunit tprkb-like protein
Biological process (GO): tRNA threonylcarbamoyladenosine modification
Cellular component (GO): nucleus; cytosol; EKC/KEOPS complex
Source: RefSeq, a predicted model, not a curated record
UUAAUUUUGUUUCCAGCACUAAACCCUAGUUUCCAUAUUCGCCGUACACGCACCCUCAAUUCCCAAAUUUCUUUAAUAGAAACUCGAUUAAUUUAUUUUUGCUUGCUUCAGUUCAAUUCCGGCAAGCAGAUAUGAAGACAUUCGACGUCGGCGGUGCCACUCUAUCUCUUGCUCUCUUCGCCGAUGUCACCAACUCCAAAGAACUUCUGGAUUUGAUGCAAGCGGGAACUUUGGAACCAGAAGUAGCAUUUCUCAAUGCUUCACUAAUACCAGAUGUUUUCCCUGUUCUUGCUUCUGCAUAUAAGACGCAUGUAGCUAAGUCACGAGAGUCGUUGACGACCCGCACUCUUCAUUCAGAGAUUGUUUACAAUUACUCGGGCUCUAAACAUAUAUCAGAGUCCUUAAAAAGGUGCGGCAUAUCUGACAGCACGAGUUACAUUCUUGUAGCUCGUUUUGGUGCUUCCUCUGAUGAGAUGACAGUCAUAAAGGGACUUGUCAAGGGGACUGAGAUGGGGUUGGAGGAAUUGGCAGGGCGAGCUGAUCAAUCCCAGAUACAGAAGCACUAUAAAAUAUCAGCGUUGGAGUUGGGGAUAUCUUCAGUAUCAGAUGCCAUAACAUGCAGGAUUGCUGCACGCGAUGCGUUGUGAGGAGAAAAUCUGCAUCUGCUGUAUAAUUUUGUACCAUGAUUUUCCCUUUAUUGGAUUGAUGUCUGCUGAAACUUAGGAGAUGAAGAUGCCACUUAAAACCAUGUUCUUUCGGAGUGACCUUAAUCUAAUUUAUCUAGGAACUUCAUUCAUAGAAGUUGUCACAAAAAUGCAUUUUGAAAGAAUACUUGCACAAUAUGAUUCCACAUUUCCUUUGUUUUUCAACCAUCUCUUUUAUAUAUUCAU